This is a messenger RNA of Cuscuta campestris, 1224 nucleotides long. The record is from the annotation of a GenBank genome assembly. NCBI's taxonomy places the organism in Eukaryota, Viridiplantae, Streptophyta, Magnoliopsida, Solanales, Convolvulaceae.
CCAAUCGCUCGUCGCCGGAAGCCAGAGCUCUUCCUGCCGCCAUCACCGCCGUCGCCUUCCCCAGCUUCGCCGCUCCUCGUCGCCGUCCAAUUGGAGCCAAUCGCCGCUCCACGUCGCCGUCCAAUUGGAGCAGCUAGCUGCCGGUCGUCGCCGUCCAACUGGAGCAGCCAGCCGCCGGCGUCGCCGCUCGUCGCCGCCGCCGAGUUGCAGCGCCGCCGCUGCUUCCUUCGCCUCCAGCCGCCGUCGCUCACCGCCGUGAGCCAGCGCCGGUCGCUCAUCGCCGCCGCCGAUUUGCAGCGCCGCCACGCCAAACGGAGGACGUCGCCAAAUGCCGGACGCCGCUGUUUCGCCCUCGCCGGAAUCGAGAGCCGCCGUCGCCCGAGCUUCCAGCCGCCGUCGCCCUUUGCACAGCGGCCACCCGCCACCGUCGAGUGCAGCGCCGCCAGUCGCUGCUCAUCGCCGUUGAGCUGCCGCUCCGCCACUGUCGCCGGCGUCCGUCACCGUCGUCGCAUCCAGCCGCUGCCCCGAGUUGAUAUCUCCGGUCAAUUGGUUUAUUGUGUUGAACAUAGAAACUGGCCAUCGCUCGGGCGGCUGCAGGGCCUGGUCAGUGAGGUUAAGACGUGCGCACGAGGGUCUGCGAUCUUGGGUUUGAGGCCAUCGCCCGAGGGAUCCUACCUCCACCAAAUUGAGGCCAUCUUCAGUAUUACGGAUUGAGUCUAUCUCCGUCAUAGGGAAUAAAUUUUAAGUGGUUUGACUUUGGUGAAAGUCUAAAUUGGUUUGACCGGUGGUCAAAGAAUUCAUGAGAAACCCGUAACACCUAAAUCGUUUUGAAAAGAAAGAAAAUAAGUUGACUGUUGGUCAACCGUCUAAAGAACCGAAUGUAAAGUUGAAUUGAUUUUUAUUAAAAGGAUAAACAUAUGCACGAUCUUAAUUGUUGAAUUAUUAUGUUUAUUCUUGUGCUACAAUGGAGUACCACUCAGCGUCAAUGCUGAGCGGAUAGCGUUGUUUUCCUUUUUGCUGUCCGUAGGUGAACAGACAGAUGAACCUAGAGCCGAUCCCAGAGGGCAUUGAGGAGGAGAUGUACGAUGGCGUGGCUGUCUCUUUAAUCUGUUGAUUAUGCUUUAUUUAAUUAACUUUAAUGCUUAUUACGUUUUCGGGCAAGAUCCCAAGUUGUUUGACUUUAAAAAGGCUUCCGCAUUAUUUUAAAUUACUCCGAUGGAUUUU